Cryptomeria japonica (Japanese cedar) is the source of this 447-nucleotide messenger RNA. RefSeq names its product zinc finger protein GAI-ASSOCIATED FACTOR 1. Lineage: Eukaryota; Viridiplantae; Streptophyta; Pinopsida; Cupressales; Cupressaceae. The transcript is spliced from 2 exons. Bases 1 to 447 code for a protein of 148 amino acids. The record is from RefSeq and is a predicted model, not a curated record.
AUGUCUAAUUUGACAUCGGCGUCGGGAGAGGCAAGCAUCUCAUCUGAUACUAGAGGAGAUGUAAAUAAUAUGGCAGUGCAGCCAGCAGCGAACAACAGUAGCAACGCUACUACUGUUUCCGCCCAGAAAAGAAAGCGGAGCCUUCCUGGCACUUCAGACCCUGAUGUGGAAGUAAUAGCGCUGUCUCCAAGGACUCUGAUGACCACGAAUAGAUUCAUCUGUGAAAUCUGCAACAAGGGUUUCCAGAGAGAUCAGAACUUGCAGCUGCACAGGCGAGGGCAUAACUUGCCAUGGAAAUUGAAGCAAAGGAGCAACAAGGAAAUCAGGAAGAGAGUUUACAUAUGCCCGGAGGAGAGCUGCGUCCAUCACGAUCCGGCGAGGGCUCUGGGAGACCUCACAGGCGUGAAGAAGCACUCCUACUGCAAUUUCUCAUCAUGUAAAUAUUGA